Molecule: messenger RNA, 1790 nt
Organism: Pongo pygmaeus (Bornean orangutan)
Lineage: Eukaryota; Metazoa; Chordata; Mammalia; Primates; Hominidae
Gene: TMEM156
Product: transmembrane protein 156
Exons: 7
Coding region: 78-968 (296 amino acids)
Source: RefSeq, a predicted model, not a curated record
AGAGAUGAAACUUAAAGCAGGAAGCAACAUACCAUGAAUGUACUGCAAGGGAACACAUUUGUGUCAUGUGAAGAGACAUGACAAAAACAGCCCUCCUUAAAUUAUUUGUGGCAAUAGUUAUCACAUUCAUUUUAAUUUUGCCGGAAUAUUUCAAGACACCGAAAGAAAGAACAUUGGAGCUAUCAUGUCUGGAAGUGUGUUUGCAAUCUAAUUUUACCUAUUCACUCUCCUCCUUAAAUUUUUCUUUUGUGACUUUUCUGCAACCAGUAAGGGAAACUCAGAUUAUCAUGAGAAUCUUUCUAAAUCCCUCCAAUUUUCAUAACUUCACCAGGACUUGCCAAGACAUCACAGGUGAAUUUAAAAUGUGCUCCUCGUGUUUGGUUUGUGAGUCUAAAGGAAACAUGGAUUUUAUUUCUCAGGAACAAACAUCAAAAGUUCUUAUCAGGAGAGGAUCAAUGGAAGUGAAAGCAAAUGAUUUUCAUUCACCUUGUCAGCACUUUAACUUCACUGUAGCUCCUCUGGUUGACCACUUGGAGGAAUAUAACACUACCUGUCAUCUAAAAAACCACACUGGAAGAUCAACAAUCAUGGAGGAUGAGCCAAGCAAGGAGAAACCUAUAAACCAUACUUGUAGAAUCAUGGAAUACCCGAAUGACUGUACACACAUUUCUUUGCACCUAGAGAUGGAUAUACAAAAUAUCACUUGUUCCAUGAAGAUCACUUGGUAUAUUUUAGUUCUAUUAGUUUUUAUAGUUUUGAUCAUCCUCACUAUCCGCAAAACACUUGAAGGCUACAGAAGAGUGCAGAAGUGGCAGAGUCACAGAGACAAACCUACAUCUGUUCUCUUAAGAGGAAGUGAUUCAGAGAAACUGAGAGCAUUGAAUGUGCAGGUUAUUUCAGCAGAGACCACGCAGAGGCUGCCUUUGGAUCAAGUCCAGGAAGUGCUUCCCCCAAUACCAGAACUAUAAGUUACUUCCACAGUGCAUCAGUGAGAUCAAUAUACACGAAUAUCCCUGGGCAACUUGGACUGAGCCCUUUGAAGAAUACUCAUAAUUUUAUUUUGUGAAUGAGUAGACUGGAAAAUGUUUGUGUCCAGCUGAGGAUGCACAGUUGGAAAGCAGGAGGAAUGCUGACUGGCUGAUGAAAACUAGCUUAAGAGCAUUCAUUCGACCCAUGAGAUCAGGGGAACAAGAGUGUUUGCAAGAAGCCAUUAUGAGUCAUGGAAAAAAAGGUGAUGAAACCCAUGGAAACAGCAAGAGAAUUCCUGCUCUCUCUCUUCUUAAAAAAAAAAUCUAUCAUUAUACAGCACAGAAUGGAGCCAAGAUUUUAAUUUUGAGGAAACAAAAACAGGAUCAAAUAUGAAAACACUUUCUUUUAUUGGGCCACAUUGUAGAUGCUGAUUUGAUAAUUGUUUCCUAUGCAGAUAGAUUAUUUUUAUUUCACAGAUUAUUUAAGAGGGCCUGGUUGUUUGUUUAUAUGUUUGUUUGCAUUUAUGAAUCUUGCUGCCUUUUGGCACCAGGAUGUUUUUAAAAAAAUUCAAAGAGGCCGGGCGCGGUGGCUCACGCCUAUAAUCCCAGCACUUUGGGAGCCUGAGGUGGGAGGAUCAUGAGGUCAAGAGAUCGAGACCAUCCUGGCCAACAUGGUGAAACCCUGUCUCUACUAAAAAUACAAAAAUUAGCAGCUCCUCAGGAGGCUGAGGCAGGAGAAUCACUUGAACCUGGCAGGCGGAAUUUGCAAUGAACCGAGAUCACACCACUGCAUUCCAGCCUGGCGCAGAGCAAGACUCUGUC